Messenger RNA from Elaeis guineensis (African oil palm), 1081 nucleotides. RefSeq lists its product as uncharacterized. Gene Ontology annotation, cellular component: cytosol. Gene Ontology annotation, biological process: protein histidyl modification to diphthamide. The record is from RefSeq and is a predicted model, not a curated record. NCBI's taxonomy places the organism in Eukaryota, Viridiplantae, Streptophyta, Magnoliopsida, Arecales, Arecaceae. Gene Ontology annotation, molecular function: metal ion binding.
UUCUGUUUCGGGGUUAAGGCCAAAUGCGCCUCUUCUCAUUUGCUUUGUCGGUCUCUCAAACCGGUCAAUCCUCGCCGGGGCGGUCGUUUUAGAGAGAUAGCGAUGAAGGCGGCGACGGCGGUGGCGGUGGUCGUGGCGGUGGCGGUGACUUUGGGGAUGGUGGCGACGCUGGCGGAGGCUGGGGACAACAAUCGGGUGUUCCAGCCGUGCGCGGACGCCAAGAUCCAGAGAGGAGACGGCUUUACCUUCGGCAUCGCCUUCUCCACCCGGGAGUCCUUCUUCUUUAACCAGACCCAACUCUCUCCCUGCGAUCGCCGCCUCUCCCUCGCCUCCGGUGCGAACGCCCAACUCGCCCUCUUCCGCCCCAAGGUCGACGAGAUCUCCCUCCUCACCGUCAACACCACCUCCUACCCCGCUGUCACUAACGGUGGCUUCAUGGUAGCAUUUGCCGGUAGGAAGUAUGCAGCACGAUCCCUUCCAGCAUUUGUCAGUAACAGUUCAUAUACUGUUACCAGUUUUACCCUGGUACUAGAGUUCCAAAAGGGCACACUUCAGAACUUGUAUUGGAAGAGAGAUGGUUGUGCUUCGUGUUCAGGGAAGUCAAACUUUGUUUGCCUGAACAAACAAGAAUGCGCAAUUAAAACAUCCAACUGCAAGAGUGCGAACCAGGGUGGCUCAGUUGAUUGCAGCAUUGGAAUACAAUUGGCCUUCUCAGGUACAGAUAAGCAUGAUGCUGUCCUCAAUUCAUGGUAUGAAGUUUCCAACCUUCAGCAGUACUCCCUCUAUGGACUGUAUUCCAACCUUAGAAAUUCUCUCACCAGCCAGUACAACAAAAUCUUCUAGCCUGUUGGAUUGGGUUGCUAAACUCCUGACUGGAACUGCUGCUGUAAUUUUGUUUUAUCAUGUCUCUUAGGAUCUUCCCAUACAUUUUCUUUUGCAUUGGAAGUUGCUGUAAAAUUGCUUGAUGCUUGGAGUCAAGAGUCUUUAUUCCUGUAAUCCACUUGUAUUUACUGGUGCUUGGCCGUAUUCAUUUAUUUGCUACUGUAUAUAUUCAUCUCUCAUUUUCGGUUUCUUGUUGGAA